This is a messenger RNA of Bombyx mandarina (wild silkworm), 636 nucleotides long. RefSeq lists its product as uncharacterized. Lineage: Eukaryota; Metazoa; Arthropoda; Insecta; Lepidoptera; Bombycidae. The record is from RefSeq and is a predicted model, not a curated record.
AUGGGCAAAAAAGAGGGCAGCAUGCAGCGUAAGCCCUACGAGGAAAUCGGUGCAAUUUUCAACGGGAAUGAGGUUAAAAUUCGUGUACCGAAGACCACAUCGAAACCACCGAAAUUGACACCAUCACAGUUGAAACUUCAGCAACAGUGCACGUGCGAUGAUGAAGGCUCUAUUUGCUCGGAGACCUGUGGCUUAUCCGGGGAAGAAGAUAACGGACCGGCGAACAAACUUAACUUUCAGAUACCAGACGACAUUUGUGAGGCGCUCACUAACAGGACAGCGUUGAAUUCCGAACUCACGUAUAGUAAAAAGGAAGCUCACGAAACUCUGUGCAACGUCUGCAAUGUAACUCCUAAGGACGCCCCCAAAGGAGUACAUGCUCAAAAAGUUUUGCAUCCUGACAAGGACGUGUUUGUACUUAAAAUAGGCAAGCAAACUGAUGAACCGAAUCGCACUGGAAAUAUAGAGGUGGAAUUGAUUACACCGCGCGCUCCGGCAAAGAUGAAACCAGCUACGCAUUGCUGCAAGCUUAUCCAAUGUGAAGAAGAGGACAUUCCGUGUUGUGUACCUUGCAGAACAUGCCGCGCUGUAGUCCCUAAGAGGAAAAAGGCUAGACGGAUAAAAUGCUGCCCUUAA